Carica papaya (papaya) is the source of this 2253-nucleotide messenger RNA. The record is from RefSeq and is a predicted model, not a curated record. Lineage: Eukaryota; Viridiplantae; Streptophyta; Magnoliopsida; Brassicales; Caricaceae.
GGCCCAGGACUCGGAAGACAAAGUUAAAGAAAUUUAGCAACCCCUUGAAAGACUUACCUAUAUAACCACCACCAGAGUUGACAAAUACCUAGAUUUGCAUAAAGGCAGUUACGAACUCAUGAUUUAAGAAAUCUGUAUCUGCUACAACUACCCUCCUUCCUUUCAUGGACCGUCACAGAUUGCAGUCUCUAUCUUCAUUCAUGGCCAAGAAAGGCCAUAAAACAGUGCUCACCUUUCAAAAACAUUGAUAGCUUAGUCCCUUGAGCGAUUUACUGUGUAGCCUUUUUUCUGGUCCAUAUGGACCACAAAAAGAGCAAAACCAACUGAGAAAAAAAAAUUGUCCAUGACACCAUCUGCAUAUCUUCGUUUGGAAGUGUUCCAGUUAUUUGUGGCUCUUGUGCCCCUUUUACAGCUCCAGCCGCCAUGUCCAUGUUCCAUUUAAUAUUUUCCUUAUGGGUCCUUUUGUCAGCGAGCUGCUGGUGUAUGUGCCUUUGUUCUACUUCAUGGCUCCCACAUAACUUUCUUCGACAAACAAAUAAACAGUUUGUACAAAAGACAGAUCAUUUCUGGGAGUUUCAAGAGGAAACCAACAGUUGGGUUCAAGUGCAACUCCCUUAUGAUCUGUUCUCUUGUGUUAAUAAUAACUGUACCAAGGUGGGUUUGAUUGAUCGAAAAACAAUCACUGGAGAAAGGAAAUAUGACUCUCACAAGAGCUUGAAAAAGAAAGAUGGUGAUGGUGGAGGACCAGAGGAGAAUUCUGAUAUUGUUCUGUCGCAAAGGAAAAGAAUUUCCUUGACAAAAAUGUCUGAAACAUCCAUCUGGGUAACAGGCGAAAGUGGAUCAAUCUAUGAAAGAUUUUGGAAUGGAGUCCAAUGGGUCAUAGCACCUCAUGAUUUGCCAAUAUCAGCAGGUCGUGCAAUCUCAAUUUUUAUUGUCAACCAGACAAUUCUAGCCUUGUCUGAAGUAGGAAGCCUUUACCAGAUGCAACUUAGUGAGAGUUCACAGCCAGUUUGGGUAGACUUCACACCUAUACUCUCUCAAAGCAUGCAUCAAGAAGCAGAUCAAAGUCCAGCAAUCCAAAUAAAGUCUGGUGUUGUUUCACAUGAUGGAGUGAGAGUUUACUUCUGCACAAAGAAUGGAUUGCUUUUAGAACUAAAUGAGGUUGAGCCUCAAAGGUGGGUAAAUCACGGCCAGCCUCCAGGUGCCUAUGUUGCAGGAAUAACUGAUGCUGCUAGUAUUAAAACAGAAGUAGUAUAUAUCAUAAGUUCCACAGGUGAUCUAUACGAAUAUGAAAGGAGCUCAAAGCCACCAUGGAGAAAACAUAUAUGGAAAGAUGAAACAGCACAAGAUAAUUCUCUGAUGCCAUUACUGGGGUAUGGUUCACGUGGAUUAAAUGGAGAUCACUCCAUAUCUCUGUUUCUUCUAACAAAGGGUGGUAAUUUGGUAGAGAGACAAUUAAACAAAAGAAAAUGGAAGUGGAUUACCCAUGGACGUCCGAAAGAUCAUCAUCUGACAUCAAUUACACGAGUUGUGCAAGAUGAAUUGAUUGAAAAUUUCUUCUCUCUGUUUUUCACUACAUCUACUGGAUCUGUUUUUGAAUAUCGAAUACCAAAACAUUCAGGUACAGUCCAAGAGAACCAUCUCGAGCGAUGGUUAAAUCACAUGCAUCCACCUCAUGCAAAAGUUGCAAGAGGUCUUGCCGGACAGCAAUUUCAGGUCAGCAGAAUAUUGUUCCCACUGGAUGAUGGAAGAGUUGCAGAACUACAUACAUCAGGCCUCGGUGGAGAAAAUUCAGGACCAAUUCAUCCAGUUAAUCACCGAAGAAAAGCGUCAAUUAAGUAUGUGUGGUCAAUCUUAGAUGCCCCAGAGACUGAAGGAUGGAAUGCAGAAUAUUGCACAGAAGAACGUGGCCCUACAAAUUGCAUUAUCGGUUCAAAAGAUGAACCAAAUGGUCAAAGUAACAGGAGAUCAGUGACAAGAAGGAGAAGAGGUAACCCAGCUCAAGAAGAUUACUUAUCUCCAGGUGCACCAGGGAUUAGAAUGAAGGAAAGUUUGGAAGAGUAUAGCUUUCCAGAUAACUGGAUCAACAAGCACUAUCGUCUAAGAGUGAUGCACAGAGGCAAAUCAUUUUUCCUAAUAGCAGAUGGUGGUUUGACUUUUGAAUAUCUUUACACUGAGAGUGUAUGGCUUUGGCUGAGGCAUGAUUACUCAACAGCUAUAAAAGGUAUCAGGAACUAUUCAGAGACAAUUUAG